AUGCCAAUCACUGCAAAAGGAGCGGUUUACAUUGUCUUGACUACUAUCAGCCUGAUAAUCGUCGCUUUAGCUGUGGUAGCUGUCGGCACUGUCGUUAUUUGGGGCUUAGCCGACUGGGGUUGGCUUUGGUUUUGGACUCUGCCAGCGGGGAUAUUCUGUUGUUUUGCUAUCGCUGAUUUCAUUUUGCUCGCUUUUUCGAUCGUUGGAGUCGUCCGAAAGACAAGUGGUAAACUCAUUCCGGCGCUCGUUGUGACGGCACUGGAAAUCGUAUUCCACGUGGCAGGGCCGAUCGCGUUCAUCGUUUACGUUGCAACAAGUUAUGACUUUUAUGUAGAGUCUUGCGAGUGGGGCCUUUUUGUAAUCGGAGAGCUCAGUAAUUUAACGUUGUCGAUAACUCGCUUCAUUUUUGGCCGCUUGGCAUACGUUGAAAUGAAAGCUCUGAAACGGCUAGGACAAGUUUCGAGUGUCGAAAAGGAGCUUACUGAACAAAACAAACAAAACGAGUCUCUUCAAUGGACC
Messenger RNA from Mesorhabditis belari, 519 nucleotides. Lineage: Eukaryota; Metazoa; Nematoda; Chromadorea; Rhabditida; Rhabditidae. The record is from the annotation of a GenBank genome assembly.